CCUAGCAACAGCAGGCUUGUCGCGUGAUUCACUAAAUCGCGUUACGUCCAAAGUACGACUCGGUACGAACUUGGAGAUUUUAGGACCCGGCGGUUGCUGUUGAUCUACGAGUGGGAGGAGUUAAGCUUUUGAUUGACACAGAGGCUCGGUUGAGCGAGUAAUCUGGCGAAGUGACCACACUGAACUAGCGAGUCACGGUCGCUCCAACGGAAAGGAAGAGAAAGAAAACGAAUCCCGGUUAAAUUCCGACUCGAUUCCGUGGCGAAUGUAUAGAAGUCAGUUGGCAGACGAUCUCCGUGACCGAUGCGCGAUCAGCGGUAGGUGAUAAUGCUGAAGAUGAGGCUGCCAGCGGCGGAGGGAGAAAACGACGCGGCCGACGGCGAGCGACGGGAAAAUAACAGCGGCGCGCGCCGCUACGUCCCGUUGAACCCCGCGCUGGACACCGACGCGGGCCGCGGACCGACGCAGCUCGAUAAGGAGGCGGUGUUUGAGUGGUUCGGCUUGCGGCUCAGUCCGGCUAAACGCGUGGAGUUCAUGUGCGGGUUACUCCACAUGUGUCAGCCGUUAGAACUACGAUUCCUCGGCUCGUGUCUCGAAGACCUGGCGCGGAAAGACUUCCACAUCCUGCGCGACGUCGAGGUCCGUGCGAACAACCCCGCCGACCUGCGACUCCUCACUGACGUCAGCGACCCGGUCGUGCUGUCGCGGCUGCUCGUGUGUGUCUCUCUGCUUGGGUCGAAGAACCGGGAGUGUGCGGCGAUUCUGUACGGCACGCUGAGCCGGAUCGACCUGCUGCACUGCUGCGGGGUCGGACUACAUGUCCCGGAGUUAGGACCGGCUCCUCUGGAGCAGCUGGCGCUGCUGUUCGCCAUGGCGUCGUUACACCCGGCGUUUACUUUCCACCAGAGGGAGGACGUGCGCGCGCAACUCGAGCGAGUGGACGCGUUACUGGAGGAGAGGAGCCUGAGUCACUGCGCAUGCGCAACACAAACACUGCAGAGUCCGUUUUCCCGGCCGGACGAGCUCUGUCCGCACCCUGAGGGGAGCAGAACAUGGUCGUCGUGUCCGCUCCAGCACCUCAGCAGCAUGUCUCCGAGCCAAGUGGUGCACAUCGAGAAGAUCAAACUGAAGGAGAUCUCCCUGGCAGGAGACAGCAGAGAGUACAGCUUUGAGGUUAAAUGGUCUGACUCAUCGUCUACGGCCGUGACCAAAAGUCAUCGCGAACUACAGGAUUUUCUUUUGAAGCUGUGUAAGGAAAAGAGUGCAGGAAGUUUCGAGCACGACGUUAUCGGAUUACUGAGUCGGGCCGAGGGCGAGCACAGAGAGCUGGAACGAAUGCUCAGGGCGAGGUUUGCGUCUGUGCCACGGGAGUUCCUUCAGAUGUGCCAGGCCUCAGGGUUUUUCCUGCCCCAAGCGUCUUCCCUACACUGCAGUCACGGUAACAACGCACCUGGUGCCAGAACCCGACAGCCGGCACCUCGCUUCUCAGAGGACUGCUCAGAGACUUCCAGCCUCGAUGAGGACCUCGAUGCGUAUGGGGUCUCACACUCCAGAACACACAGCACUGGAAACACGAUCCAUGGUAAGCAGCACAUGGACAGCGUUCAGUGGGAGUGCAGCAGGAGGAGUCUGCACAGCGAGCCCUACGGGGAUGUGACGGGGAGGAGACGCAGCUCCCAGCCAUGUGGGACAGAACCGGAGCAGGAGAGCGAAGAGAGGAAGAUCAGAGCAAGACCGGCAGGCAAAAGGGACAGAGGCAGGAGAGGCCCAGUCGGGAAAAGCUCUGUAGCCAAUGGGAUUCAGAGAGUUCCUGCAGUCCAGAUGAUGAAUCAGGCCAUGUGUAAGGCAUCAGGCAGGGACACUUAUGGAGACACGUCUUCAGAGAGCUCCAACUCGGUGCCUUCGAGCCCCGUCCACCAUCAGCGCAGUGUGGAAACACAAGAUACAGAGAGUCAGUCUGAUAACUCUGUCCCUGAGCCAGCUGAUGCACCCCGCCUCCCCCACGGGCAAAGCAUGGGCAGAAAAGCGGUUGCCAUGGUGAACCCGUUGGUGACCGAACCGGAGCGUGUGGGUGCAGAUGUACCGCCGCACCCCUCAGCUGUGGUGGAGCUGGCGCUGACCUCGUGCCUCCCGUAUGCCCUACAGUACAGCACCGCGCACAGAGACACGGGCAAACCCGGAGAGAGCAAACUCACCAUCACAAUCCCUCUGGGCAAACAGGAUACCAGGCCCAGCAUGGCCGUCCCCAGAGACCCCGCCCAGUGCCCGCUGCCGCCCGCCUUCCCUGAGCCACUUCAUCCUCAGGCACCUCCCAGUACGAUCACUGCUCCGGUGAAACCUUGUGCCAAGGCCAGUUCUCAGCCACAGGGCUCUCACAUGCCCUCCAGUAUAGUUCAGUGUCCUCUCACUAGCACUCAGAUACCCAGCUCUACCCCUCUACCGCCCCCCGUUAGCAUUCCCACCCCAAGUGAGAACACGGCUUAUAUCAAUAGCACUGCACAGUCACAACCAACAGGCUGCAACACCUGCGGUUGCCGGGGUACCUGCGGAGGCAACGGGGCCCACCAGGCUCAUGCCAGCUUCUUCCUGCCUGCUCAUCCCACCCGCCAGAUGUUCGGCCCACCCGCACAUUUCUUCCAGCUGGCACCGUCACUGUGCAGCACCACCUUCCCUACACAGGGCCACCAAGGGAACGGGACACCGCUGCCCUUCUAUGCCCACACAUCUCCAAGUGCCGCCUUCGCCAGCAGCGCACUCCUGCACGCCCACUCAGAGCACCUGAUGUCAGCGCAGCCCGGCUACGCCACUCUGCCCCAGGUCGCACAGUUUGCACGCUUCUACACGCCCGUCUUCCCUCCCAUGGGUUCCAUGUCUGGUGCUGGAGGAAUCAAGAAGAGCGGCGCCGUGUCCUGCUAUAACUGCGGCAUGAGCGGUCACUACGCGCAGGACUGCAAGCAGCCGUCCAUGGACGCCGGGCAGCCAGGUAAAACCAGUGCCAGGAGGUGACGAGUAUCUCUGCCGUCUACAUCGUAAUCUAUUUGCCUUUUUUUUUGCAGUGGCUUCCGGCUUAAGUAUGUCGCCCCACAUUCGUCGGAGACACUAGACAAAGCUGAUUGACAGCGAGCCGAGGACCGAGGAGACGUUCUGUCUCAGUUUCUAUGUUAAACACACCAGAGCUCGUAUGUUCAAGCGAUGGCAUUUGUGUGUGUGUGUGUGUGUGUGUGUGUGUGUGUUAUUUGUAUUAACCACCUAUAUAAGCUUAAGUCAGUUUUUUUUUUUUUUUUUUUUUUAUUUCUUUGGGGACGAAACCUGCUCUGAAACCCGACCACACGGCUCCAUGACUUUUUUUUUUUUGGUCUUUGAUUGAGUCUUCAAUGGCAUCGAAGGCUGCCGCUCCGUUCGGGACUUUGAACAUGUUUGAUUUUUAGCAGAGCUUCCAUGUGUUCCUUAUGCCACGGUGUGUGUUUGUGUCCACUGAAGUCAUUACAGUUCAAGCUGAAACACGAGAGGAGUCACUUCAACUUAAUUAACCUCCAUUUUUUUUAUUAUUAUUAUUAUUAUUAUUAUUUUGUUUUUUGGAAAUGGACAUUUUAUUACAGCCCAAAAAAAGGCUUUGAGAAUCUUUUUAUACCUGCAGCUAAAAAGAGAGGAUUGUGUUUAUUUACCGUUUGUUUGGGACGAGUUCAUUUUUUUAAACUAUAGUAAUCAGUAAACAGGAUUUAUUAUUAUUAUUA
Tachysurus fulvidraco (yellow catfish) is the source of this 3734-nucleotide messenger RNA. It is a transcript of the gene zcchc2, whose product is annotated as zinc finger, CCHC domain containing 2. The transcript has 14 exons. Lineage: Eukaryota; Metazoa; Chordata; Actinopteri; Siluriformes; Bagridae. The record is from RefSeq and is a predicted model, not a curated record. Gene Ontology annotation, molecular function: nucleic acid binding; zinc ion binding. The coding region runs from base 328 to 3006 and encodes 892 amino acids.